AAUCUUCAUAAAGCUCGACCUGCAGAGAGAUUUUUUGACCCUAAUCAACGAGGGAAAGCCCUCCACCAAAAGCGAGCCCUUAGAAAAAGUCAGAGAAGUCAAACUGGGGAGAAACUCUACAAAUGUACUGAAUGUGGAAAAGUGUUUAUCCAGAAAGCAAACUUAGUUGUACAUCAAAGAACUCACACUGGAGAGAAACCUUAUGAAUGCUGUGAAUGUGCAAAAGCCUUCAGCCAGAAGUCAACCCUCGUAGCACACCAGAGAACUCACACAGGGGAGAAGCCCUAUGAAUGCAGUGAAUGUGGAAAAACCUUUAUCCAGAAGGCACCACUUAUUAAACAUAAGAAAAUUCAUAUGGAGAGAGACCCUAUAAAUGCAGUGUCUGUGAGAAAGCCUUUAGUGGGAAGUCAACUCUCAUUAAACAUCAGAUCAUUCAUAUGGGAGAAACCUUACAAAUGUAAUAAAUGUGGGAAAUCUUUUAGUGUUAAAUCAACUCUCAUUGUAUGUCACAGAACAUAAAUGCGUAAGCUGCA
Cercocebus atys (sooty mangabey) is the source of this 533-nucleotide messenger RNA. RefSeq names its product zinc finger protein 674-like. The annotation marks the transcript as partial. The transcript has a single exon. Lineage: Eukaryota; Metazoa; Chordata; Mammalia; Primates; Cercopithecidae. Gene Ontology annotation, biological process: negative regulation of transcription by RNA polymerase II. Gene Ontology annotation, molecular function: DNA-binding transcription repressor activity, RNA polymerase II-specific. The record is from RefSeq and is a predicted model, not a curated record.